CCGCUUAUCAGCAUCACCCCUGAUAUCAAUCACGCCCCGACCAUGUCAAGCCCACCAAUUGAGCAAGCAAACCCUGAUCCAACCUUCAAUGACGAGGAUAAUAGUCCAUUUGGAAAUCAAGGGAUCGCCAGUUUGAUGAGCCAGCAUAACCUCGGCCCUACAAAGUCCCCCGACCCCAACAGUGACCCUGAUGAUGACGAUGACUCAGUUCUUCUCUACACCACUAACUCCAAAGCUGACCAAAAGUCAAGCAGCAAAGACAAGUAUCCUACCAGCCAAAUCAAUUUCGAGAGCAGAGUUAGCAAGCUACUCAAGUCCAAUGGAGUGGUUAAGAUCCAAAUUACAGAGGCUGGCAACUCGAAUGAAGGCAUGAACAAUUCUCUGAAGAAGUAUGUGGUGUAUACCAUCAAGCUUAUCAAUCAAAAGGACUCAAGCGAGGAGAUUUUGACCAGGCGAAGAUAUAGUGACUUCGAAAGUUUACGAGAGGUACUCACGAAGAUUUUCCCUCUUGUAGUAAUACCACCCAUUCCACCAAAGAAUUACGUGAACUUUAAGGUAUUGAACGGAUUCGGACACUCGCCCUUACAAACUCAUUUAACGCAAAGUAAUGGAAACGCAGGCAGCUCUCUUGCAAAUCAUAACAUUAACUCGUCCAAUUACCCCUACAUCAACUCAACACAUCUUAACAAAAACCGAUUAAUUGAGCACCGCAAAAGAUUAUUGGCAAACUUCCUUAAUAAUUGCUUGGAGAUUAACCAGAUUCGUAAUUUGGAAUUCUUUGCAAAGUUCUUGGAUCCCAAUUCAAACUGGUCCGAUGAAAUAAGUUUAAUCUCCAAUCAAUUACCCAAAUCUAUUUAUCAACUGAAUCCAGAAAAUGGUUUGAGAACUGAUCCAAUAUAUGCAAAUUUACCCAAUCCUUCAACGGGUCACAUGGGUUUCUUGAAAGAUAAUAGAAAAAAGUUGAAGGAGAAGACAAAUAAAAUUUUAAACAACGGAAUCACCACAAGUUCGAACAAUGAAUCUUCUUCUGAGCCAAGUACCAGCGCACAAAUUCCUGAAGGUUCCCCUGACUCAGAUUACAUAUUGAAUACUUCAUCGUUGGACUCUAUCAAUAAAAAGAUAAUGGAGAAUUUCAUAGGGUUGUCUAAUGACUAUACAGAGUUAGGAACUAUUUUCAAUUCUUUUUCCUUGGUUCUAACUGAUUCCGCUCGAGAUGUCAAAGGUAAAUUAUCCGAUGAUGAACCAAAAUUGAAUAUCAUUUUUGAUAAGAUAGGACAAGUCUUUGACCGCUCUUAUAUCACCAUAAAUGUUCUAAUCGGGGACUUGGAAACUAAAUUCUCGGAGCCAUUAGGUGAAGCUGUACAGUUCAGUGCUAUUUUGGAGUUUAUUCAAAAGUAUCAAGUGAAGAAAUUAAGACAACAGCUGCUACUCGAUACUGAUUUGAAAGUUAAAAGAAAAGAUUUGGAAGAACUACUUCGUUUAGAGGAUGAGGCUGCAAGAGUUGAGAGUGGACUGAAUCCGGUAGUUAAGAAUACUAAAUACGAUCUCGGUGCCAAGACCCCUGUCCAAACUCAACCACUAGCAUCCACUAAUUCUAAAUCCAAGUUUAAACUUUUUCCCAGCAUAAAGAAAAUCACACAAUAUGUUUCAGAUAUUAUUGAUCAGAACCCUGAACAAACCCGGAAACAAAAGAUAACCUCACUUCAAACAAAGAUCAAGACUUUGGAAAAAUGUCAGAACAUCAUGCUUGAGGACAUUUCCUACAUCGCCGAUGAGUUAAACAAGAACUUCAAACUUUUCCACUCAAAACAGUUGAAGAUGAUCUAUGAGAUCUUGCUUUCCUAUAACGGAUUUUUAAUUGGCUGGGCCAAGAAAAACAUCGAUAUUUGGGAAGAAGUGAAAGAGGAAGUAAUGAAAUUAUGA
Molecule: messenger RNA, 1923 nt
Organism: Suhomyces tanzawaensis NRRL Y-17324
Lineage: Eukaryota; Fungi; Ascomycota; Pichiomycetes; Serinales; Debaryomycetaceae
Exons: 2
Coding region: 43-1923 (626 amino acids)
Molecular function (GO): phosphatidylinositol binding
Source: RefSeq, a predicted model, not a curated record